Molecule: messenger RNA, 1262 nt
Organism: Paramecium sonneborni
Lineage: Eukaryota; Ciliophora; Oligohymenophorea; Peniculida; Parameciidae
Source: the annotation of a GenBank genome assembly
AUGAAUGUCGAUUAAAGAGCCAUUUAAAAAAAGAGAAAUAUCUAAAAUAUUAUUGAUAAUGAAGAUGAAAUGGGAGAAGUAGCAGAAUGGGCUGGUGUAUCAGCUGCUUAAGCUAAAGAUGAUGAUGACUUUGAUAUUGAUAAUAAAUAACACUUUUAAUAAUCAAAUGACCAUAUUGAAUAAGCUAGAUAAAAAAUAAAUUAAAAAUUAAAUAAGAAAGGAACUAAUAUCAAUUAAAGAAAAGGACCUUUAGUAAAUAAUCUCAAAGAUAAAGCUAAAAGUAUAGCAUUAUAGAAUAAUCAAAACAAUUUAACACCAAUUAAAUAACAAUGUUAAUCUAGUGAUGAAGAAAAUGAAAAAGUUCCUGUUGAUAAAGGUGAAGAAAGUCCAGAUAAAAAAGUUUUUAGAUUGUCAGAAAGAAGUAUUGGUAAAAUUGAAUAAGAAUUCGAACAAGCUAAUAAAGAGAGAAUGAUUGAUUUAGAAAAGAAAAAAAAUGAGAUUAAAUAGAUUAGUUUCAUUGAAGCUUGGGAUUUAUUGAAGGGUUCUUAAGAUGUAAAAGAUUAGAUUUAAUUUAUCUAAAAAAAGACAUCAUUUUUAGAUAAACUAUUUGGAUGUUUCAGUAUACAUUUAAAAAGUAGUAGACUUAUCUAAGAAAAAAACUAAGUACUAUAAUUCUAAAUAAGGUCUGUUUAAUGUCUUAAUUGUCAUUUGAUGAUAAUAAUGAGUCUCAUUUUAGAAUACUUUAUACUAUCUAUUGUCAAUUAAUGACCACUGAUUAUUGUCUUAGAUAUGGUACACAUUGGGAAUUGAUUGGAUUCUAAGGAACUGAUCCAGCUACUGAUCUAAGAGGUGCUGGAAUACUUGCAUUACUAUAAAUGCUUGCUUUCAUAUCAGAAUAUAAAAUUUAUAUUAAACAAACACUUAAAAUCUUUUAAGAUAUUAAAAUCCCUUUUAGUAUUACACUUAUUAAUAUUACAACCUUUGUUUUAGUUAGUCUCAAAGACAAUAAAUUAAAUUAACUUAUUAAUUAAGAAGAUUCUGUUAUCAGUGUUAUUAAUAAACUUUAUUUUGCAGGAUUCCAUCUAUUAACCAAAAUUCUUAAAAAGUAUUUAUUUUUUUAUUAUUAAAGAGAACAAAUUACUUUCCAUACUAUUGGAAAUCAUUUGACAAAUAUAAGAAAAUUAAUACAUGAAUAACCAUAGAAAUUGAUCCGAGAAUUUCAUUCAGAUAUUCAAAAAUUUUAUAAAAUUAAUAACAUCUGA